CAUAUUGAAAUAUAGUUCUUCCGCCAUCAACCUUUCUCGGAAGUUGAAUUUCUGUGAAAAGUUACAAACAAAUUGACCCAAAUAUCCUCAUGAAACGUGUCGAAUCAUCUCGAGGCACCUUAUACCCUGGAUUAAAUCAAAACAUUGUUUAUCCAGGUGACCAUGGAGGCGUCGUCUUCGGACUACAGCGAUGAAGAAGUGGGCGUGCUGGCUCAUGGCCAGAAACUGUGGGUGAGAGGAGUAAGAUCCCACACCACUUGCGCAGACAUUGUGAGAGCAUUGCAGGACGCGCCUGAAGCUGGAGGAUUAAGCGAGCAUGGGGAAUGGGUGCUAGCAGAGCGGUGGCGGGGCGUAGAGCGACCGCUUCCACCAGAUGUUCCAGUCUUGCAUGUUUUGGCAGCGUGGGGGGACGCACGGCAUGAGGUGCGUUUAUCCUUACGCCGCGUGUCAAGCGGCGGCGAGGAUGACUCAGGGAGGGACAGUGACGGGGGCAGCCGGGGAGGGGCGAGGAGGAGAAGGCGGAGAGGUGUCAGGGCGGCCACACCGCCUCCUCGAGCGAGGAGCGAGGACCCUGCAGCCAGGCUCGUCUCCAUCAUACAACACCAAAGCAGGACCAUACACCAACAACUCGACAAAUUAAGAGAACAAGAAAAACUUAUUGACCAGCUAGAAGACCAGACACACAAAAGUCGAAUGGAGAAACAUGGGUCCAACUACCUACUGGAAUCAUACUUGAGGGACCUUGGGAGGUGCAGCGAAGUAAACGACAGUCAAGCCGGCAACAGCGACAGUGGCGUCGGCGUCGGCAGCGGCACACCCCCCAGGCGUCACACCAAACACAAAUCAAGAAGAGAACGGCAUCUCAUGAGAGAACAUUACUUCACAAAAGAACUCACAGAUAUCUGUCAAGUAAAUUCAGAAAGGCUUAAACAAACGCCAACCGACACAGACUCUGAUGCGUCAGCCGACGAACUUUCUAGAAUACGAGAAGAAAUAGAAUUACUGGAAAAACUGGCAAUCAUUAACAAAAGAUUACAUCGAGAAGAAGAACUGGUAGUAAGACUUACGGCGAAAAUAAAAAGAUAUACUGAGGAGAAAAAAGCAAACAGCUGCGAAAAUGUGUCGCAGGUGACUAUGCUAUUGGAUAAAAUUGAAGAAGAGUUAGGGUUGACAGCAAAAGAGAUGCAGGACAACGAUCUAGAGUUAGAGAAGACGAACAGAGACAUAGAAUGUAGAAUGAAGUUACUCGAUGAGUUAACUCUGGAACUUGAAGAGGAAGAACUGCAAAAUGCUGUACUGGAAAGACAGUUAAACGAAACGUCGAGUCGACAACCAAUCCUCUUACAAGAUAGCUACGUUCCUGUAUUAGAACAAGCUAAUUUCACUUACGGACCUGGUUACGUGCUAGACACACUUGUAUGACAAAUGCUUGAAUUAGCGUGUUUGUUCCAAAGAUAUUCGAAAUUACCAGUCUCAGUGAACUGAGUGUUGUAUCCCAAAACGAAACGAUCCCUCCCAAAAUUGUAUAUUUUCUAUUAAAAUUAAUUUUAAGUCGUCUUCUUUAAAUUACGUCACCAGCAAUAAAAUGACGUAUUAAAUAAAGUAUGGCAAUUUAUACGUGACCUAGAAUAAGUUUUGUCCAAAUAUAGAUAUUAUAAAUCGUUAAUUUUGUUAUUAUAUAGUAAUAAAAUGUCUGUCUGUGAUGUCAAAAAUACAUUUCAUUUUAUAAUAUACAAGUACAGAUAUAGUGUCGUAUUUUUUUCCUCAAAUAUUUCUGAUAUCCACAAACAUCGUGAGUUCAUUUUCAGUCGUACUCCAACGAUUUUAGAAAAAUUGGUUUAAAUUGUAUAAAAUAUUGUAACUACAAUAUUUUGUGCAGUGAUAGUUUUCUUUAAGCAAAACUGCAACAAUAAAUGUUACAUUACUACGUA
This is a messenger RNA of Manduca sexta (tobacco hornworm), 1931 nucleotides long. RefSeq names its product ras association domain-containing protein 10-like. NCBI's taxonomy places the organism in Eukaryota, Metazoa, Arthropoda, Insecta, Lepidoptera, Sphingidae. The transcript is spliced from 4 exons. Bases 163 to 1422 code for a protein of 419 amino acids. The record is from RefSeq and is a predicted model, not a curated record.